UUCUUGUUCUUGUUUUUGUGUUCUUCUUCUUUUUAUGCUUCAUAUAUUUCGAUAUUAUGCACUUUACAUUCUUCUUGUUUCUCUCUGAAACUGAACCAUGAUCAUACUUCUUUGAAGUGAAGUUGUGUGGGUUGAUCAAAUCUAUAUGAUGAAAAUCAUUCUUGUGAUCAUUCACUAGAUACAAAGAGAAUGCACUCAUUUCUAUAAACAACUAGGAACUUGCUUUUUAACUUGGAAGUUGUUAAGUAACUGCUGCAUUUUCUGCAAAGGAGAAGAAGUGAAGAGAGUUUGGUGAUAUGAUGAAGGGAAGAACAUCUAACACUGCACCGUCGAAUCGGUCUACAAAGAAUGGGAGAAGAGAUCAAAAGCCACAGAAGACGAACGGUGCUAAAAGAUCUUUAGAGCAAGAAAGACUUAAGUCUCUAGAAGCUAAGGAAGAAGCUGAGGUCUCUGAAGCAGUAAGUGUUACAACCGCACAAGCAAAUGAUGAUGCAGUGAAUGGGUCUUCCGAGAAUCAUCAAGACUCAGAGUCUAGUGAAGUCACAGAUAAACAAGAGAGUGUGAAUGGUUUGGUGAAGGAUGUUGAUGAUGAUAAGAGAGCGGAUCAUUUGGUAGAAGAAGUUAAAGAAGAUGCUUCAGACAAUGACAUUGGUAGUGGAAGUGAGAAGGAGGCAAGUGAGUAUGACGAAGCAUUGAAACAAAAGGUUGAGAGUUUGGAGACAAGAAUUGAGAAACUUGAAGAAGAGCUAAGAGAAGUUGCAGCGCUCGAGAUUUCUCUAUAUUCGGUUGUACCAGACCACUCUAGCUCAGCUCACAAGCUUCACACGCCUGCUAGAAGAGUUUCAAGACUCUACAUACAAGCUUGUAAACAUUGGAGUCAAGAAAAGCGAGCAACUGUUGCUAGAAACACAGUCUCUGGUCUCAUUUUAGCUGCUAAAUCUUGCGGAAAUGAUGUUUCCAGAUUAACGUUCUGGUUAUCAAACAUAAUCACUUUGAGAGAGAUCACUACUUCACAUGCAUUCACGCAAACCUCUAAAUCAAAUGGGAGUGAAACCUUCACUCCAGCAUUAGAGAAAGUCGAGUUCUGGAUCUUCUCUAGAAUUGUUGAAUCUGUUUGGUGGCAGGUCUUCACUCCUCAUAUGCAAUCCCCGGAAAAUGUCGGUAAAAAGAAUGAGAAACUAAUGGGAGAACAAGAGAAAGGAAGCUUUUCAAUUAGCUUAUGGCAAAACGCUUUCAAAGUUGCACUAUCACGUCUUUGUCCUACGCGAGGUGAAGGACAUGAGUGUGGUUGCUUACCUAUCUUGUCUAAAAUGGUAAUGGAGAAGUGUAUAGCUAGAGUUGAUGUAACCAUGUUCAACGCUAUACUACGCGAAUCAGAACACCAGAUUCCCACAGAUCCUGUCUCUGAUCCUAUUCUUGAUUCCAAAGUUCUGCCUAUAACUGCUGGAGACUUAAGCUUUGGAUCCGGGGCACAGCUUAAAAACGCGAUUGGAAACUGGUGCAGAUGCCUCGCUGAAGACUCUGUAGAAGAAGAUGAGAAGUACUUCAGCUUGUUAAACGAACUUAGCGAUCUACUUAUGCUCCCUAAAGACAUGCUUAUGGACUUAUCCGUUAGAGAAGAGGUAUGUCCAUCGAUCAGUCUUCCACUGAUCAAAAGAAUACUCUGCAACUUUACACCUGAUGAGUUUUGUCCUGAUCAUGUCCCUGGAGCUGUCUUAGAAGAGCUUAACACCGAGAGCAUUUCGGAUCAGAAGUUAUCAGGAGUUAACUUCCCUUAUGAAGCUUCACCUGUUACAUACAUUCCUCCAUCAUCAAUCAAUGUAGCAGAGAAAAUUGCAGAGGUAGGAGGAGACAUCUCUAGAAUGAAGAGGAAUGCGUCUGUGAUACAAAAAAAAGGAUACACGAGCGACGAGGAGCUUGAUGAGCUGGAUUCUCCUCUUAGAUUUGUUAUUGACAAAGUGUCUGUAUCACCAAGUUCGGGACACAAUGGGAAGGUGAAGCAGAAAGAUGAGCAAGUAGGUGCAGUGGUAGCGAAUGUAAGAUAUGAGCUUCUUAGGGAAGUAUGGUCGAUGUGAGUGAUUGGAAGCAAAACAUGUUUAGAUUUUUAGUGAAGCUCUUGUUACUUCUGAAACAAAUUAAGUAUUUUUCCAAGUUAUUAUAUGUAGCUGUAAGGAUUUUAAUGAAUACAGCGUCUGAAGUGGCAAUAAACUCUUUUAACAACA
Messenger RNA from Brassica napus (rape), 2222 nucleotides. RefSeq lists its product as uncharacterized. The transcript has 8 exons. The coding region runs from base 297 to 2075 and encodes 592 amino acids. Lineage: Eukaryota; Viridiplantae; Streptophyta; Magnoliopsida; Brassicales; Brassicaceae. Gene Ontology annotation, cellular component: nuclear pore. The record is from RefSeq and is a predicted model, not a curated record.